AUGGGCGGGCCGAGCGCGAGCGCCUGCGGCCGGCGGUGCAGGUGGACGCAGCGGUCGAGCCGGACGAGAGCCGCAGGUGACGCGGCCGUGAGACGAACGGUGUCCGCGCCAGCGACGGCGCCGGAGGAGGCCGCCUCGACCGCCCCUACGCGGCGUACCGCAGGGUUUGCUCAUGUGGAUAAGCAGCGGCGUGUCUAUGGACUAUUGCCAGACUCCACAAGUACCAGCAGAGCCACAGUAAAAGAAGAUGGUCUUUACUCGGGCUUAUGUGAGUUUAGGCAUAAGAGAUCCAGUGGUACAAAUAGUUUCAGUCAUCAAUUGGCUAUAAGUGCUGGAAGGUCUGAAUGUACGAAGAUGGGUCCGUUAAGUGUGAAGCGAUCCCUUCCAGGGAAAAUGUCACAGUUAAGUCCACCGUGGCGUGGCCACAACAAUAGAAAUCAAAACUACAUCGGUGCUGUAAAUCAAAGGCGUAAGGUUACACGAUCUGGAGGAGCAGUCAACACCUUGAGAAAAGAGGAGAUUCAUAAGCAGUCUGAUUCUUCAGAAGGAAGACACUGGCAAACUUUGUUGGAUAAUGCAUUACUCCGAAGAAGGUCACAGACAGCAAAUGAAGAAUCAUCUGAACAACCAUGGAGCUGUACAAACAGUGAAUCUGAUAAGGCUGUAUGUUUAUCUUCCAGUGGCAGCAUGGAUGAUUUCCAUGUAUGUUUUCCAAGUGACACUAGUGAUACAAGCGACAGUUCCAAGUUUUCUUCUCUGGGCAGAGUAGCGAAUGAUCAAUGGAGGAUGAGUUUCAAGAAGGUGCACUGUCCACUUGCUGCACGUAUAAAUGCUAUGUCCGUAGUUCCCUGUAAAGAGAUUGAGCAGCCAAGCCCAGUAUCUGUUCUUGAACCUCUAUCUGAAGAUUUCUCCGAUGCUGAAACCAUCAAGCAAUGUAGAGAUCAUCAUGAUCCCCAGCCAAGACCUGAGCUAGUAAAUCUUCCAUGGGUUGGAACUGUUGCUGACGUACUAGGCCUUGGUGAAAUUAAUAAUUACUUAUGCUCUGAGAUGGAGGAUAGUAAAAAUGACGAAACCACAGAGCUGGUUGAAGAUAUCCUUGAAGAAUUUGGAGAUGAAGAGGAAAGAGACUUUUCUUACCUGUUGGACCUACUUAUUUCAUCUGGUAUUCAUGGCGUCAAGGAGGACGAGCUGUACAAGGUGUGCCAGUCUCUUAACUGUCCUGCAGGUUAUGAUGUGUUUGACAAGCUCGAAAAGAAAUACAUCAAGGUUCCUCAAUGGUCAAGGUCAGACAGGAAGCUUACAUUUGAUAUGGUAAACACCAUAUUGUCGGAAAUUCUUGCCCCGUGUUUGGACAUGCACCCUUGGGUAAAUAGCACUAGGAAUAUGGCACCAGUGUGGGGCUCAGAGGGUCUCUUGGAGAAAUUAUUGCUGCGGUUGACUCAGAGACGUGAAGCACUUGCGCUUAUUUUGCCCAAGCCUGAGAAGCAAGCAUUUAAUCAGACAUGGCCGGACUUAGCAGACUACAUCGACAGGGCAGGAAGGGAGGUUGAGAAGAUGAUUAAAGAUGAUCUUUUGGAAGAGCUGGUUCUGGAUUUGAUGUCCAGCUAGGUGCAAAGCUACUUCUGGAGCUGUUAUCAAGUUGGUUCCAAAAUUGCAGUAGGUCCUUGCUUUGUGUUAAGUUUAGGUUCAGUUGUAUUGUUUCUUUGGUGCUUAAGGUCAAAGUUCUUUUUCUUAAAGCAGUGGUAGACAAUAUUUUGUCGUCGUCGUGUAGUGGAAUAGAGUAUCUGAGGAAGUGGUACAUUCUGUUAGAUUAGGUGAGGUAAUUUAGUUAAAAUUCUUUCAUAGCAUGAACAUGAAAGCAAAAUAUGUAAGAAGCGGAAUCAUUUCAGUCGUGAGGCAUUUGCAACCUGUAAAUCAGGCCAGUUGUAGUCAUGUCAACAUUCAUACUGUUAUUGGGAGAACAGAAAAUAAUGAAGGUUGUUGGUA
Messenger RNA from Lolium rigidum, 1986 nucleotides. RefSeq lists its product as uncharacterized. Bases 1 to 1608 code for a protein of 535 amino acids. The record is from RefSeq and is a predicted model, not a curated record. Lineage: Eukaryota; Viridiplantae; Streptophyta; Magnoliopsida; Poales; Poaceae. The transcript has 5 exons.